Trichosurus vulpecula (common brushtail) is the source of this 9207-nucleotide messenger RNA. Its product is annotated as interferon-induced very large GTPase 1-like. The transcript has a single exon. NCBI's taxonomy places the organism in Eukaryota, Metazoa, Chordata, Mammalia, Diprotodontia, Phalangeridae. Gene Ontology annotation, molecular function: GTP binding. Bases 1 to 7293 code for a protein of 2430 amino acids. The record is from RefSeq and is a predicted model, not a curated record.
AUGUCUACACCAGGGGAUAAGGGUGAUGAACCACCCCAUGGAGACCCAGGAAGACAAGAGCUGGAAGAGAAGCUGAGAGAAUUAGGGCUGGAUACACAGUAUUGGGUGCCUAAGCUGCAGGAAUACCUGGGGGUAACCUCUGCCCAAGCUUUACAACACCUACAACAGAAGGAAAUCCUGACACUGAAAUCCCAGGCAAAACAUCCUUGGGAGAAACGGGCAUUGGAGAAAGUUCUUCAGCCAUCCAGUGGCCAAGGCUCAGAGAAAAUGCAAGAGAAUCACUGGGUGACAGUGAAGGAGAGACAAGUGUGGGCACAGUCAGCCUUGAAGGAGCUGAGGGAGAUGCAGGCAGCAGGCAAAAGCCGACAGGAGGUGAUUGUGAGGGAGAAGGAAGAGGAGCUGAGGCAGGCCAUGGAGAUCCCACACAAGUACUGGCCACUCCCUGAGAAACCCCUAACAGAGGUCAUAGAAAACAUGAAGAGACACCUCAGUCUCAUAGAGGGCACACUCUCCCAUAGGGAGAAUCUUCCUGACAGGGAGCUCCUCAAAAGGAUAUCAGGUGGCCUCGCCCUGCAGGGCAUUUACCAAACCAACCACCCUGAGGAUCUUUUGGGGAAGAGAGAAGAACUGCUCAGCCUCCCAGAGAACUUCUUCCUGCUCAGCCCAGCACAGGGAACAAGGAUGGAAACAAUGGAGUUUUUGUCUUCUCAUGAAGAGUCCAUGUUUACUGAAAGCAUGGAGAAAUUGGGGUUCAGUGUUAGCUUCUUGGCUAAGGGUGGAGGUUGGGGUUUUAAACUGGAGGCCAGCACCAAUUACACCAAAUCUUCUGAUUCUAGAGAAGUCCAUAAGUCACGGUCUGAGCACACUUACAGCUGUACCACCAAGUUCUGCUAUAUUCCAUUGGCCUCCUGCCACUUUUCGCUGGACCAGCUCCACCUAUCCAGGUCAGCUCUUCAAGAAUUAAAACAGCUGGAGCAACUUCUGAGUCACUCCAAUGGUGCAGAAACCAAUCUGAAGCAUAGAUGUGAAGCAUUUUUCCAAAGGUUUGGCUCUCAUGUGAACCAGGGCCCAUUGCACUUGGGAGGAGUGUUCUGGUGGAAAGCUGUAGCUGAGGGCUUCAGGUCAGAGGAACUGAAUGACGUGAAGCGACAAGCCUCAGAGGCACUCGAUGUGUAUGUUGGGGGCAGCUACAGUGGAUUUGGGGUGACAGCGGCAGCCACAUUCAGUGCAUCAAAUUCUCAGUCCCAAACGGCUUCUCGUAAUACAAGCUCUACCAAUUUGCAAGCAAGAUUCCAAAUGUCUGUAUAUCAAACAGGAGGCCCCCCAGAAGUGGAUUCUCUCCCACAGUGGAAAGCUGGUCUUGUGGCCAGUAACCACACCUGGUGUGUCAUUGACCGAGGCUAUCAGCUAGUGCCUGUCUGGGACAUAAUUCUGUCUAACCACAGACAAGAUUUUCAGGAUCCUCUACAAGUGACUCGCUGCCUCACAGACCUUUACACAGCCCUGACUGGCCGAUGUGCAAGGAUCCAGGAUGGUGAGGAGUUACUGAGUGCAGUGGAUGAUGCUAGGUCUUUUGUAGAAGAAGUGAAAUCCUGGGACAUCACUGAGCCUGAGGAGAAACUGAUGAAACUGAUGGACUUCAAGCAAAACCUGAGUGAGCAAAAUAGGAACUCGAACAUGUGGAUUAAUAUCUGUCUCAAAAACCUGUCUCUGCAGCAGUUCUUGGUGGACAUUGUCAAUUUUUGCAAGGACUUGCCAGUUCAUGAAACCAAAUUCAUUAAAUCCCAGUUGCGUAGCCUUCUGUAUCCUCAUGUCUAUCAAGUGGAAGACUUCCCACAGAGUCACUCAAUUAUGCAGUGGGUUUUUUACUCAGCAAAGGAGCAACAGGAUAUCCAUGUCACAGAGUUUGCUGACUUCAUUCAGCUCUUAGAAAAGGCAAAGAAUGACCUUCUUGAAAUAAAUCACAACCCAGAGUACUUAGGAAAGAUGGAAGAAGCUCAAAGAAAGGUGACAUAUAAGAUUGGUUUGUCUCUCAGCUGCUUUCUGAAGACUUUGAAACAAGCAGAGGCAUUAGGCACAUACCUGCUGCUACUUUCCAUUGCAGCUGGUGCAGGGUACAAGGAGGAAAACCAAACCUUCCACUGUCUCCUAGGAUGUGAAGAAUUAAAUUUCCUAUUAUGUGAAAUGAAAGAAGCCCAUGAAAAGUACCAGAACCUCAAUAAGGAAUGUGGUUAUAGGGCUCAAGCAUUCCUACUGUUCACAGGGCUCACAAUAACUCCUGGACCUAUUGCUGUGUCUGCAGAAGAAAAGAUGCAACGAUUGAACCUUAUUCAAUCUCACAUGGGACAGUCGUGGACCAAAGAAGUGCUUCAUGUCCUCAAGAAACCAAGGGCUGGUCAUGAUUGGGAAACUCUGGAGAAAGACCUGAAUUUCCUCAUCAGUGGGGAAUAUGAAGCUACUGUGAACUACAUACAGAUGGACCAGGUGAAAAAAGAACUGGACAGUGUGUCUCAGAGAAGGAAAAAGACAUAUGAACGAGAACCAAAUACCAUCACACACCAGGAAGUGAUAAAAAAUUCCAACUUUCUAGAGUUAGCCAAGAGGCUUGGUCUGGAGCAUUACUAUCCAAGGAGGAUGGGACGAGAAGAUUUCCAUCUGAUCUACAAGACCUCUGUGCAUGACAGUCAACCAGAAACAGACAAACAAUUGCCAUUUUAUUUCCUACAGAAGUUAUUGAUGCUGGAUUAUCGACUGAGAUACUUGGUUUGUAAAGGUGAUGGAGACACAAUGGGCAGUGGGAAACCGACUCUGACAAAUCUUGAAGAUGACACUUUAGAUCCUUAUGAUGACUUUUUUGACGAUAGGAUUACAACCCCUCACCUCUUGUCGAAAGGUCCACCCCACAUCCACCCGAUGGACACCCAGAUGGUGAUUUUUCACUGUGCCGAUGAUUUCAUGAGACAAUACAUUUCAAACAAACUUUCCAUUUGUCAAUUUGCUGUCCCCAUUGUGGUGCCCAAUCCCUGUACCUCUGCAAUAGAAUUCCCCCUCUGGUCUCUCAGCCAAAUUAAGAAAAGCUGGAGACAGGUGGAGAAAUCAUCAGGAGAAGACACAGUCAUUAAUUUUAAUAACCAACUCAUCUCCCAGGCACCCAUUCCCAUAGUGUCCUUUAUAAGAGUUGUGAAUUCUGCUUCUUCUUCCAAAUCUCAGAUCUUGAACUCUCUGCUGAGUAAGCACAAACAUGAUGCUUUUUUCCACCGUCACUGCCGAGGCAGCAGCAAAUUCUGCCUCUUAAUGGGAGGUAUGGUAGAGAUCUCCUGGUUUUGUCCAGGAGGGAGAGAUGAGGACAGAUUUGAAAGGUGUGUUGCUUUCACCAAUCUCCGUGGAGAUGCCAAAGAUUAUGAGACACAGCUCAGAUUUCUGCAGGAAAUUGCUUCAGUCACAGUGGUCCUUGUGUCUACUUCUGAUAAAAGUGAGAGGACUGUCCAAAUGGUUCGGGACCUGUGGAAGUCAACCAAACCUUUGAUUUAUUUGUUUGAUGAUAAAGAUAAGACUGGGGGCAAUGAUUCUGGCCAGAAAGUGAGGAUUGGGAUUAGGAAUAGAAAUGAGGCUGAAUUAAUGGAUGAACUCACAAAUGUCAUCAAUCGCUUGCUGAGGACUUCAGGUCCCUUUCUCAGUCUGGAAGACUGUGCUGAAGUUGCUCGGUGCCAUGGCUUUCUUGUAGAUGUGGACAGGAAGGAGUGUCAGGAGGCUAAAGGAAAGGCACAGGCUUUGCUGGUCCUCAUGAAAGAGAUGAAAUUGUCUGAAAUGAAGGAGAGAUUACUGCCCCUUCAAGGAGAGCUUUGGCACCAGUGGUGUAAGAAGGACAAGGAGCUUUGUCACCUACGAGAGAAGGGGAACCGCAGCCUUGAACAGCACAAAAGUGAGAUUGAGACAGAUAAGCAAAUAAUAAGACAAAAGCAGUUAAAGAGGGCAUUUCCCCUCAAUGAUUUGAUGCGAUCUGUGCUUGAAAUCCUCCAGUCUCACUCAGAGAAAGACAACAGCACUGAACUGUACUUCCUACAGUGGCUGAGUACAUUCAUGGACAACCUGACCAGAGGCCACUUGGAAAACCUCCAGAAGAGGUACCGCCAGUUGUGGUCCUUGGUGCUGUCAGAGAACCAAAAGGGAUCCAAGAGUGACUCUUUGAAAUGCCACCAAGUGGAACUAGAAGCAGUCUCCAAGGAGAUUAGGGAUUCCUCAUUGGGUAUUGAACAUCUCCUGAGGGAGGUUGGCCAGAUCUAUGAAGCUUUGGAAGAAGCUUCAUCCCAGAUGGACACCGUGUUCUUCUCCCUUCCUCAAAUUGCUGCUGACCUGAUGGUUUCUGGGUACCCCCUUGAACUGAUGGAUGGGGAUGCUUCUUAUGUACCCCUGAAGUGGGUAGCAGCUGUUUUUGAUAGAUUGAGUGAGAAAAUUGGAGACCAAAAGCUCUUUGUUCUCUCUGUUCUUGGCCUCCAAAGCACAGGGAAGUCCACUCUGCUGAACGCUAUGUUUGGCCUGCAGUUUAAUGUUAGUGCAGGGCGAUGCACACGAGGAGCUUACAUGCAAUUGCUGAAGGUGGAGGAGACACUCUGGGAAGAGCUGGGCUUUGGCUUUGUCCUUGUGAUUGACACAGAAGGACUCCGGGCCCCAGAACUCAAUGCUAAAUCACAGAAUCGGGACAAUGAACUGGCAACUUUUGUUAUUGGACUUGGAAACCUGACUUUGAUCAAUAUAUUUGGAGAGAAUCCUUCAGAAAUGCAAGAUAUCUUGCAAAUUGCUGUGCAGGCCUUUCUGAGAAUGAAACAAGUGAACAUUUCCCCAAGCUGUCUCUUUGUGCAUCAGAAUGUGGGGGAAAUCACUGCCAAAGAUCAAAACAUGGAAGGAAGAAGGCGACUGCAGCAGAGACUGGAUGAAAUGGCAGCCACAGCCGCAGAACAGGAAGAGUACUCUGGUAUUACCUGCUUCAGUGAUGUCAUUCGAUUUGAUGUUAGCACCCAUGUCCAUUACUUUGCUCAUCUUUGGGAAGGGGAUCCUCCAAUGGCCCCUCCCAACCCCACUUAUAGCCACAACAUCCAGGAACUCAAAAGAAGAAUUCUCUUGGUUGCCAAGAAAGAAUCCAAAGGCAGCAUCCUGAAGAUGUCUGAGGUGAAAGUCCGCAUCCAUGAUUUGUGGAAAGCCUUGGUGAAUGAAAAUUUCAUCUUCAGCUUUAGGAACACCCGGGAAAUCAUGGCCAUGAUCAAGCUUGAGACAAUGUAUAAUAACUGGACCUGGAAUCUAAGAAGUCAUGUGUUGGAUUUGCAGAACCAACUGACCAAUCAGAUUCAGAAUGGAGAAAUUCAGGAUCUGAGAAGAAGUGUUAUUGAGGCUAACAUUGCAAAAAAAUAUGAAGACAUCAAGAAAGAGCUUCAAAAAUAUUUUGAUGAAGACCAAGAGAAUGAAAUCCUGAUUCAGUGGAAGGGAAACUUUGAGAACAAGCUGGCAAAUCUAAAAGAGGCACUUGUUUCAGAAAGCAUCAGGAAGUCCAAUGAUUUGCUUAGUUCAAGGAAAAGUCAAGAUAAACUGGAUCAAAAGAAAUCAGAAUAUGAAAAAGAACUGUUGUUAAGAAGCAGAGAUGUGGCUCUAUCCUUAAUGGGUAAAGAAUUAAGUGAGGAGGAGCUGAGAGAGAGAUUCAGUCUACUUUGGACAAAGUGGGUCUGUGAAGUAUCCUCCAAUUCCCCUCCUGCUGAAGACCCCAAUAUUGAUGUAGAUUUGGAGAAUGUCUUUCUGGACUAUUUUAAACAGGAGCACAAUGUGGUAAGCAAACUUCGAGAUCAUUCCAGAAGAAAAAAGUUUUCCAUUAAUUAUGAGAAACAUGUCAAAAUGAAGGCAAAAUUGAUGGUUUUCAGACAUUCCAUAGCAGAAUCUGAUAAGAGGACCAUAAUGCAAACUACUGAAGAUAUUUUCUCAUUGGUCACUGAAAAUAUUGAAUCUAAGUUGAGAAUGGGAAAGGAUUAUAAUAUAAGUUACUUCCACGAAAUACUGAGACUGAUUGACAAAAACAGUGAUUCUAUAUCUGAUGAAGUACGGUACACAUUUACAAAUGAAUAUAAAAUAGAUUUGUCCUUAUGUUUAUGCCACAGAGCAGCAGCUCAAUUUAGGGACAUGCACACAGCAUUCAAGAGAGCACAUGAUCCUGUCACAUAUCUAGAAAACAAGAGAGAAGAUUUCUUUAUGAGUUUUAAGAUUUCCUGCCAAGGUGCAACCUCUAUCACAGCAUUUGCUGACUUCCUGUGGAGCAAGAUCAGUGCUUCCCUACCUAUAGCCAUCUGGAAAAAGAUAGCCCUUGACCUUGCUGGGGAGAUAAGGGCUAACUGUCCUGCCUUCAAUGGAAACCGAUCCAACCUGGAGAAAUACAUUCUCAUCUCUCUGGCUAAGGAAGAAAACUUUGAGAAUUAUUGGGAAUAUAUUCAUACACCAAAACAGUUUUUUAAGAAUUACAUUGAGAAAGAGAUCCAAGCGUACUGUAUAAGUAGAGGAAAUGAGAAAUUGAAGAAUUUUUUAAGUAACAGCUUGGAAUUUUUUAAGAAAAUCAUCCUUUCUGCUAUUCAUGAAUCAACUCUGGUGGCUAAGGACCAAAACAAUUCUGCAUCUAUAUGGCUAGACACAUUAUGUAAUCACCUUGGGCGUCAUCUGACCCUUCCAAGAGGAGACUUAAGAAGCAUUGAACACCAGGAGAUAGCUGACAUCGAAUUCCUUAAGGAAGCCAUGAAUGAAAACCUGGAUAUCAGAAUCCAAAGGGUGGGAGAGGCCUGUGAAAUUACAUCUAUAGAGAAAGUCGUCCCAGAGAUUCAGGCCAUGCUCUCUGAUCAGCUCAGUGGCUGCUGGAAUCAAUGUCCUUUUUGUAAAGCAAUUUGUACAAAUACAGCCAAAAAUCAUUCUGAGGAGCACAGUGUCCCUUUUCAUCGUUCUCAGGCUGUCCGUGGGUGGAAGUGGUACGAGACUGAAAAGUUUGCACUUGAUUUCUGUACCAGCUCUGUGGCAAGUGAUCUUCUGUUUGUUCUUAAGGAUGGCAGGUGUUUCCCAUAUAAGACUUAUCGUCAGGCAGGUGGUGAAUAUGCCACAUGGAACAUCACUCCAGACACAUCUGCCCAGCCAUACUGGAAAUGGUUUAUUUGUCGCUUCAGGUCACAAUUAGAAGAGCGCUACAAUCUCAGAUUCCAGGGCAGAGGUCAGAUUCCUAAUGCAUGGUUUAGUAUCACCAAGCAAGAUGUGCUGAAUGACCUGAAUAAGUAAUAAUUCCAAGUGAAGUUGAAUGUGGAGCAUUUCAAGAACUUGUUCUUUCAGAAAUGAUUUUUUCAAAAUAUUAAUUUUGGAGGCAUAUAUUAGUAAUCAUUACAACUUUACAUCACUGGUUAAAAUAUAAAUAAAAAGAGAUUUAGUGGUACAGGCUAGACAAUUGAGACCCAGAAACACUUUAUCUUAAUCUAACAGUUUUUGAUACGCAAGGAUAUAAAUAAAUUUCUGAAAGAAUUCUGUUUGCAAGAAUUAUUGGAAAAUCUCAAAAGGAGCUUCAUCGAAAUUACUUUUAGAACACCAGGUAACACCAAAUACCUGUGUUAGUAAAAAUUAAUCUGUCACCUCAAUGAUAAACAGUCACAGAAUUAGAAAAUUAGAAAAGAAACUGGAAAGGUACCUUCCUUAUCUAUAACCAGGGGUACAAGUCUUAAAUAAACAAUAGAGAUUGACAGUUUUGAAACACAGAUUAUAUGAAAUGGAAAACAUUUUACACAAGAAAAAUUAGCAUAACUAAUAUAAGAAGAGGAGGGUUAAAAUAGGAAAAAAAACAUUUGCAUCAGAUUUCUCUGGCACGAUUCCAAUACAGAGGUAAUUAACAAAUACAUAACCAAAAGAGGACCAUUUUCUAAUGGUUAAAUUUUGAAAGGAUAUAAAUAAACAGUGUUCAAAAGAAAAUCUAUAAACUCCUAGGAGUUGUACGAAAAAAUUCUCGAAACCACUAGUGAGAGAAAUUAGAAUCAAAAUAACCCAGAGGUUUUCUUCAUAACCAGUCAGCUGGGAUAGAUGACAAAAGAUAGGAAUAAUCAAAAUUUUAUUUUUGGCAGGUGGUAUUGUGGACAGGCAGAUGCAGUAAAAUAGCCAGAUUAAAAUGUAAUUGAGAAAUAUUUAACAAAAUAAAUGAAAAUGCAAUAAAACAUAGAUAAACUUAAUAUAUUGUUUUCCAUGUCAAUAUGUAUCCAUACAGAUGGUAUUCAUGGCUUAUUGGUCUGCCUUUCUAUUCGAGUUUGAUAGCUUACACUAAAUUAUUGUCAGUGGGACUCUGUAUGCACACAGCCAUUCUGGAAUGCAAUUUAAAUUAUGGAAAUGAAGUGCCUAAAAUGUCCAUACCCCUUGAUCCAGUGAGACUAUUGAGAGGCAUAAGCCCUGAGGAAGUCAUAAAAAACAAAGAAAGAUUUCUUGAGCAUAAAAAUAGUUAUAACACCACUUUUUAUGAAAGCCAGGAACUGGAAACAAAGGAGAAUCUAUCAAUAGGAGAAUGGCUGAACAAAUUGUGGUGCAUGAAUUUAAUGAUGGAUUAUUGUGAAAUAUUAAUCAAUUACUGAUCAAUCAUUUAUUGUUAAUCACAUUCUUUAAUUACACAUAUGAUUCAGUUCUUAUGAAUCAUAGUAGAUUAAGAAGUGUUUAUGAGAUUCUGCGCAGGUUGACAAGGUGUCGGCUCCAGCUAGCUUCCCGGUUAACCACAGUUCUCACUUCUAUUAAAUGCCUUUGUGUGGUUAAGUUUCUUAUUUCUAUUAAAAGCCUUGUUGUAGACUAUAGUCAUAGUUACUCCAUGAUCAAAUAUAGGUCACAUGAGGAUGGAAAACUCCCUCAGUAUUGCUCACCUGUCAAAGUUCCUCAUUCUCACGUAAAUUCCCUAUUCUUCUCAAGAUAGACUCCUAUCAUGACACUGGACCAUAUCUAAAUACCCUAACCAAUCAGAAAGUGUAAACUCCUAUGAGAAUGAAUACCAUGUCUCUCAAUUUGGGAUUAAUAUUCCUCAUUGAUUUUAUUCCCCAUUCUGAUGUUUCCCAUUUAUGUGUAUAGAAGUACUCUGUAAACUCAGUUCAGGUUCCUUGUACUAAUUGAGGUGGUCUUGGACGAUUUUAUUGGCAAAGUGCUAGUCAUUGCUAAUAAACUGAUUGUUCUUGAAAA